Messenger RNA from Symbiodinium sp. CCMP2592, 1527 nucleotides. The record is from the annotation of a GenBank genome assembly. Lineage: Eukaryota; Dinophyceae; Suessiales; Symbiodiniaceae.
AUGGCCUGGACAGCCCCGUCGCUCCUGCUGCAGCUCCCCGGUGCCAUCUCCGCCUCCUUCGCCCACGUGGCGAACUUGCUGCCCUUCGAAGAUGUGGGACAGCGGAUCGCACUCGCCAGCUGGGUCCACGCCCGCAACGUUGCGAGGACGCAGGGCCUCCACGUCUCUCUGUACACGGUGGAGGUCGCCAACGAGCCUCGCGUCCGUCGGGAUGCAGCCUUCACGCCUUUGCCGGACCUCACCCGCACGGCGCGGCACGUCAUGGCCGUGGGCCACACGCAGAUCCCGAGCCUGCCACUUCUCCGGGACAUCCUGGAGAGAGCGAUGGAUCUCACGGAAGACUUUAUCCUGCUCACCAUCGCCGACCUUGGGCUCAUGGCAGACUUCUACGUUCAGGUGCAAGCCCUCCUCGAUGAGGUCGCGCCCGCGCAGUCCCUGAGCAUUCUCCGUGUCGGCAUCGGAAACUGGAGCCGCCACGUCCACCAGCGUCACUGGAACAAGGGUGGAAGGGUGUACCUGAAGCCCUUCUUCGACUUGGUUCGACAGUUUCCGCAAAUCCAUCCCGGCAGCGACUGCUUCGUCUUCCCGCGCGCCGCACUCCCGCGGAUGCUCCCCAUGGUGGGCUACGUCUUCUACGGCGUUCCGCCUUUUGGGAAAUGCAUGCUGAUGGCAAUGGGAGCAGCCACUGGUGGUGCGGUGAUGGAAGUUGCAAAGCAGCAGCUCACCUUCCACCUCAACGCUGCUGAAAGGGAUCGCAAGCCGAACGGCCAGUUGCACUUCCAUUGGCAGGAGCAGACCUCGAUGAAGAAGGAGCUGCACUCCUUUAACAAGUACGUCGGCUUUGCCAUGGCGAGCCGGGUCUGGGAUCAGGGCGAGCUGGUUCACCGCCUCUGGAAACACUUUCAGGUCCCCAGCGGGUUCAAGCUCGAAGGAGGAGGUCACUUUGUCGACUUGGAGCAAUGCUUCAGGGAAGUCGGCAUCAUCACUGGCCUGGUGCUGGUGAUCAGCCGUAAGAGCCAGAGCUCGGCGGUGCUCCCUUACGUCCUUCAUGUGGAUUUAAUCCAGAUGAUAAAUGCCAGCAGCGGUCGAAUUCGAAGCCGACAGCGGGUCUGGGGCCUCCCUCCAGCGUUGGAGAUGGGAGACUUCGGGCCCAAUGUGGUGGUGGCCCGGCUCCAGAUGCCCUACGAGGCGGGCGACUGCCUUGGCUGGGCCUGGCGCUACGAUGUGACCGGCUUGAGUUUGGGCAGCGAGGAGGCGCAAGGACCUGCCCCAACGCUGUACCUGCCGGUGAGUCGUGAAUAUGGAGUCACCAAUACGCUGACCUAUCCACUCAGCCUGCGGCACCGACUGGCCGUUCGGGCGAUCGUGCAAGCCGGCAUCCCGCACGCGGGCUUUGAGAGACGGAAAAUGACAGUCCCACAACGAGAGCACUUGAUACCACGGGCGCUGCGCGCCUCCCAUGCAAGACGGCCAGUUGAGCAGUGGUGUGGCACUGGAGCCAGAAUGAGCCAACCACUCAUUUGUUGA